Penicillium malachiteum is the source of this 915-nucleotide messenger RNA. RefSeq lists its product as uncharacterized. Gene Ontology annotation, molecular function: L-ornithine transmembrane transporter activity. The transcript has 5 exons. The record is from RefSeq and is a predicted model, not a curated record. Lineage: Eukaryota; Fungi; Ascomycota; Eurotiomycetes; Eurotiales; Aspergillaceae. The coding region runs from base 1 to 915 and encodes 304 amino acids. Gene Ontology annotation, biological process: mitochondrial L-ornithine transmembrane transport.
AUGGAAUCCGAGGCUUUUGAGGAUAUGCAGAAGGGUGGUGGUGCCCUUCGCACCAUCAAGGAUUUGGCCUCUGGUGCCGCAGGUGGCAUGGCGCAAGUCCUCUUGGGUCAACCAUUUGAUAUCGUCAAGGUCCGCCUGCAGACCACCACUCAGUACUCCAGUGCGUUGGACUGUGCCACCCAGAUUUUCAAGAAUGAAGGUCCCGCAGCCUUUUACAAGGGAACCUUGACUCCCUUGAUCGGAAUUGGUGCCUGCGUCAGCGUUCAAUUUGGAGCUUUCCACCAGGCUCGCCGAAAGCUCGAGGAGCUGAACAAGAAGAAAUACGCUAACGGCGCCCUCUCAUACGGACAAUACUACAUGGCCGGUUCCUUCGCCGGUGUCACCAACUCCGUCCUCUCCGGUCCGAUCGAGCACGUCCGUAUUCGUCUGCAGGCCCAGCCCCACGGCGCCGGACGCCUGUACUCUGGUCCCAUUGAUUGUGUUCAGAAGCUCUCUGCCCACCAGGGUGCUGUCCGUGGUUUGUUCCGCGGUCAGGCAGUGACUGUUCUGCGUGAAGCCCAGGCUUACGGUACCUGGUUCAUGGCCUUCGAGUACAUGAUGAACCAGGAUGCCAUGCGCAACAGUGUCAAGCGUGAGGAUAUCUCUGCUCUCAAGGUUGCUACCUAUGGUGGUCUUGCCGGUGAGGCGCUCUGGCUUUCUAGCUACCCCUUUGAUGUCGUCAAGAGUAAGAUGCAGACCGAUGGAUUUGGCGCGGAUCAGAAAUUCGCUACUAUGCGCGACUGCUUUAAGAAGACGUACGCCCUUGAGGGUCUUGGUGGAUUCUGGAAGGGUAUUGGCCCGACCUUGCUGAGAGCUAUGCCUGUCUCCGCAGGUACUUUUGUUGUUGUUGAGCUUACCAUGAAGGCUCUUGGUUAA